AUGGGUCUCGUUCCCUGGAGUAAAUUGGCGGUCUUGUUGUGCGCAGCUCUUACCACUGUCAACGGUGCUCAAAUACCGCUAACGCCACCACUUUCUUCGCAUUUUCUCAAAUCUGCGACGCCGGCGCUAUGGGAUUUUAAUGUGACCCCAAAUCUAAACUCGACGAGUCAUCUUAUAUUCGACACCGUUGCUUCGUUAUCACAGCACUGGACGAACACACGCUAUCGAAAUGGACACAACAUUGUACCGGGGACUGUUCCCGUUGGUACUCUUCUUUAUCACGGCACUGACAAACACGAAGUCCCCGCAGGACCAGAAUGGACUGCCACAGACCCAGAGCACUCGUAUCUUUUCUGCCGAAGCGCACCCACGAUUGAUGGCUCGUCAUCCGGCUGCUGGCAUUUGACGCUAGUUGUGACACGCCCGCUCAAAGUGCUCUACUUCGAUGGAAGCAGCGCUGCGAAGAUGUAUGGUGGUUCUAUGGAUACUCAGGAUAUUGUAAUCUGGGGAGAAGUCAAGCCAGAUUGGACUUUCAGUGAGAGGACAAGAAUCAACGAGCUCUGUGAAUGGGGCCGGGAGUUUGGGCUGGAUGGGUUUGUGAGAAUGGAGAUGGACUUUGAAAUUAUGCUCUGCGAUUUUACAGUGGCUGUUGAGAUUGUCUCCUUUCUCAACCUGAACUCAGGCAUGAAUAGAGGGAGACAUCGUCCUCCUUCCAAGCCACCUGGUAGAGAGCCAAGCUUCGAGCCUGUGCCGAGUUUUCCUCCGCCCAAUGAUGAUGUUUCCAGCAUCCUCCAAUAUCGAGUUAUUGAAGCAGGGGUAUGGCACAAUACAUAUCCUGGAGAGACACGCAUCAACCUCGACCUCAACGGCUUGAUCUCAUUCUAUGACACAGACCUCUUUCCCAGCCUUGCAGUUGCGAGAUUUGGUCAGGAGCGGUGGAAACAUCGUUUGCAAGGGCUCAGUGUCGUUGAUUCCAAGGCUUUCCAGACAAGAAUUCGGGAGGUUCUCGAACAAAUCGGACACACUGGAAGUGGCAUUGAUUGGUCAACCUUGAUUCGGGUUGUCGUAGAUCGAUACGCCGAACGUUUGGAAAUUCUGCAAUACCUUUUGAACUCCACAAGCACAGUAGAACAGGCGAAGAGAGUUCAAAAACACUUGAGGAGCAUGGUCAUACCGUACAUUCUUCACACCUCUGUGCCCAACUCGGAUUUCAAUAAUCACUCGUGGGCGUUGCCGGUAUACGAGCAUUGCGCUACCACACAUACACGCUACAUUUCAUCCAUUCCCAGCAUAUUGACGAGGAUGACGAAAUCCGAAUCGUUGAUCCUACGUUCCGUGCAAGAAGUAUCGAAGGAGAUCUGCCGCGUUGUAGUGGGAAUGUGGGCUGAAGGGGUCGAAUUAGGCCUUGAUGCCAUUUCGCCUGCAUCAUUGUCAUCAGUACCAGCGCGCAAAUUCGAAUCCGUAGAAAUCAUCAACGCCGUUCGCCGAUGGCAAGAACGCACGGAAGGCCUGAUGGCCUGGUUGGAUUGGAGCGUGUGGGUGAAGUGUAGACCGGCUUGUGGGUAUGAAGAGAUAUGUUAUCUCCCAACAUGGCCGUUCAUUCCCGGAUCUGGGCAUGGGCCGCGUCCUCCUCGCCCUGACGUUGGUCAGUACAGGGUGAAGGCACAGCUUCAGGGCGCUGAUGACGGUGAAGAGGAUCCCGUUCUGCCCCAGCCUAAAUGUAUCCGCAGAGUUGAACCAUUCACCGGGAUCUGA
Molecule: messenger RNA, 1755 nt
Organism: Laccaria bicolor S238N-H82
Lineage: Eukaryota; Fungi; Basidiomycota; Agaricomycetes; Agaricales; Hydnangiaceae
Exons: 4
Coding region: 1-1755 (584 amino acids)
Source: RefSeq, a predicted model, not a curated record